GGGGCCAAAGGCCAGAGUCAGCUCUCUUCAUAAAGGAAGAGCACAGACUGGGCUGGCACUCAGAGUGUGCCAGGAGGGUCCUACCCAGGUCUAGGUGCCUGGUGGGGUGGCAGCCAGGUUGUUACCACAGGAGCCCAGUGGACAGGCAGACAUGGGGCUGCUGACAGGGGAUGUGCUGACAACUCUGGCCUUGGCCAUGACCGUCUUCCUGCUCCUGGUGGACCUGAUGCACCGGCGCCCACGCUGGGCUGCACGCUACCCACCAGGCCCCAUGCCACUGCCGGGACUGGGCAACCUGCUACAGGUGGACUUCCAGGACGUUCCUUACUGCUUCAGCAAGCUGCAGCGCCGCUUUGGGGACGUGUACAGCCUGCAGCUGGGCUGGACACCGGUGGUCGUACUUAACGGGCUGGUGGCCGUGCGCGAGGCGCUGGUGAAGCACAACGAGGACACCGCGGACCGCCCGCCUGCACCAGUCUAUGAGCACCUGGGCUUUGGACCUCGCUCCGAAGGGGUGAUCGUGGCCCGCUACGGCCCCGCGUGGCGCGAGCAGCGGCGCUUCUCCGUGUCCACUCUGCGCCUCUUCGGUCUGGGCAAGAAGUCUCUGGAGCAGUGGGUGACCGAGGAGGCCUCCUGCCUCUGUGCCGCCUUCGCUGACCACGCCGGACGCCCCUUUAGCCCCAGCGAACUCCUUAACAAAGCGGUGACCAACGUGAUCGCCUCGCUCGCCUAUGGGCGUCGCUUUGAGUACAACAACACGCGCUUCCUCCGGCUGUUGACUUUGGCGCAGGAGGCAGUUCGGGAGGAUUCUGGCUUCCUACGCGAGGUACUGAAUGCUGUCCCCAUGCUCCUGCGCAUCCCAGGGCUAGCUCAGAAGGUCUUCCCAGCACAGAAAGCAUUCCUGGCUCUUGUAGAUGAGCUGGUGACUGAGCACAGGAUGACUCGGAACCCAGCCGAGCCACCUCGAGACCUGACAGAUGCCUUCCUGGCCGAGGUGGAGAAGGCCGAGUACAACAGGAGAUCGAUGAAGUGAUAGGGCAGGUGCGGCGACCAGAAAUGAGUGACCAGACCCAUAUGCCCUUCACCACCGCCGUGAUUCACGAGGUGCAGCGCUUUGGGGACAUCGCUCCCCUGGGCGUGCCCCACAUGACAUCCCGAGACAUCGAAGUGCAGGGCUUCCUGAUCCCCAAGGGGACACUUCUCCUCACCAACCUGUCAUCAGUUCUGAAGGACGAGACAGUCUGGGAGAAGCCCUUCCGCUUCCACCCUGAGCACUUCCUGGACGCCCAGGGUCGCUUCAUGAAGCCAGAGGCCUUCAUGCCUUUCUCUGCAGGCCGCCGUGCAUGCCUGGGGGAGCCGCUGGCCCGCAUGGAGCUCUUCCUCUUCUUCACUUGCCUCCUGCAGCGCUUUAGCUUCUCGGUGCCUCCCGAACACUCCCCGCCCAGCGACCAUGGUGUCUUUGCCUUCCUGGUUAGCCCUGUCCCUUACCAGCUUUGUGCUGUGCCCCGCUAGACAGGGACACCAAGUCUGCAAACUGUUCCCCAGCCAGGGACCCUGACGUGCAAUAAACCAAUGUGCUUACCCCAA
Messenger RNA from Otolemur garnettii (small-eared galago), 1587 nucleotides. RefSeq names its product cytochrome P450 2D6-like (gene CYP2D8). The transcript is spliced from 8 exons. Gene Ontology annotation, biological process: arachidonate metabolic process; xenobiotic metabolic process. Bases 152 to 1033 code for a protein of 293 amino acids. Gene Ontology annotation, cellular component: cytoplasm; intracellular membrane-bounded organelle. The record is from RefSeq and is a predicted model, not a curated record. Lineage: Eukaryota; Metazoa; Chordata; Mammalia; Primates; Galagidae. Gene Ontology annotation, molecular function: heme binding; iron ion binding; oxidoreductase activity, acting on paired donors, with incorporation or reduction of molecular oxygen, reduced flavin or flavoprotein as one donor, and incorporation of one atom of oxygen.